Messenger RNA from Trematosphaeria pertusa, 1540 nucleotides. RefSeq names its product 26S protease regulatory subunit 6B. The coding region runs from base 275 to 1540 and encodes 421 amino acids. Gene Ontology annotation, cellular component: proteasome regulatory particle, base subcomplex. The record is from RefSeq and is a predicted model, not a curated record. Gene Ontology annotation, molecular function: proteasome-activating activity; ATP hydrolysis activity; ATP binding. Gene Ontology annotation, biological process: proteasome-mediated ubiquitin-dependent protein catabolic process. Lineage: Eukaryota; Fungi; Ascomycota; Dothideomycetes; Pleosporales; Trematosphaeriaceae. The transcript is spliced from 3 exons.
CAGGAUGUGUUUAACGCUGUCCUGUUGUUUCCGUUAUCUUGCCGGAUCGUCGUUGAACGCUUGCCCAGGUGGGUGAGUUAGUCUUCACGUGACCUCGGGCUUGGCGACUAGGGCUUCCGCCGACGACAACUUGAGCUCCAGCAACCGCGCAGGCGAACAACACACGCGCUUCCCACCCUCACCAAUCUCUAUCUGCAGACGACCGUCGUUGCACCACCCAUACCACCGGAAGCUCUAUCGCAUACCUAAUUCCCCUCGAACAAGGUCUAUCAUCAUGGCUGACGCCGCCGUCGAGAACCCAGCCAACACAGUUCCGCCUCACAAGAAGCAGCUCCCUUCGUCAAUACCCAACUUCGACUCGCUGGAGGGCUUCUCAACCGAUGGCAAUGAUGACUACUCUACAUUCAAGAAGCUUCAGCGGCAACUGGAGUAUAUCCACCUCCAAGAAGAGUACAUUAAAGACGAGCAGCGGAGUUUGAAGAGGGAACUAGUGCGCGCGCAGGAAGAGAUUAAGCGCAUUCAGAGCGUGCCCCUGGUGAUAGGGCAAUUCAUGGAGGCGAUCGACCAAAACACCGGCAUCGUCCAGUCAUCAACAGGGUCAAACUACGUCGUCCGCAUCCUCUCCACCCUGGACCGCGAGCUGCUCAAGCCCUCGUCCUCCGUCGCCCUCCACCGGCACUCAAAUGCGCUCGUCGACAUCCUCCCCCCGGAGGCCGACUCCUCCAUCGCCAUGCUCGGCGCAGACGAGAAGCCGGACGUGACAUACGCCGAUGUCGGAGGCUUGGACAUGCAGAAGCAGGAAAUCCGGGAGGCCGUUGAGCUGCCUCUAACGCACUUUGACCUCUACAAGCAGAUCGGCAUCGACCCGCCGCGCGGCGUGUUACUGUACGGGCCACCGGGGACAGGAAAGACCAUGCUGGUGAAGGCGGUGGCAAAUAGUACAACAGCGUCCUUCAUCCGAGUAGUGGGCUCAGAAUUCGUGCAAAAGUACCUCGGCGAGGGACCGCGUAUGGUGCGUGACGUGUUUAGGAUGGCCCGCGAAAACUCACCCUCCAUCAUCUUCAUCGACGAGAUCGACGCGAUUGCCACGAAGCGAUUCGACGCGCAGACGGGCGCCGACCGAGAAGUCCAGCGUAUCCUGCUUGAGCUGCUCAACCAGAUGGACGGCUUCGAUCAGACAUCCAACGUCAAGGUCAUCAUGGCGACCAACCGUGCAGAUACUCUCGAUCCCGCGCUUCUCCGACCAGGUCGUCUGGACCGAAAAAUCGAGUUCCCUUCGCUCCGGGAUCGCCGUGAGCGCCGUCUCAUCUUUAGCACAAUCGCCUCAAAGAUGAGCUUGUCACCGGAGGUCGACCUAGACAGCUUGAUUGUGCGGAACGAUCCCUUAUCAGGUGCUGUUAUCGCAGCUAUCAUGCAAGAGGCGGGUUUGAGAGCUGUGCGGAAGAACAGGUACAACAUCAUCCAGAGUGAUCUGGAGGACGCAUAUGCAAGCCAGGUCAAGGGUGCCACCGAGGCAGACAAGUUCGACUUCUACAGAUAG